CGGAGUACAAGGACAGUCACAUUAGACAACCGUCGCCUCCUGAAAGGUACCAAGACACGCAAGAUCCCUGCCUCUCCGUCACGGAAGGCCCUUGAGAUCUCUACUAGCUGCAAACAAAGUAUAUUUGGUAGCCCUCACCAAGAUAAACCUUUUCGUGGAUUCAUAGAAAAGCCAAGAUGGGCUACAGGUACAAGUCGCCGAGAAGCCACAAGGAGACAACAAGAACCGCUUCUCAAAACCCUUGCGCCCAACUUCUACCCUGAAACCCUUGGAAAUUUGAAGAGUUUCUUAACGCAAGUCGUCGAGGUCCUCAGUAACCCCAAGGAGUAUGCAAUCAACCAAUGGGUGGAUCGACAGGGGGGGCUCGACAGACUUCCGAGAGACCAAGACAAGAUGGUGAGACGCCUCCAAGCUGGGGAAAAGCGCCAGGAACUUCAUGCAUGCAUAAUAAAUUGCGUUAUGAGCUCCUUUGUGCUCGGGACGUCCCUCUUGCUUCUUAAAGCCAUUACUGCCGUGAACACCUAA
This is a messenger RNA of Colletotrichum orchidophilum, 525 nucleotides long. RefSeq lists its product as uncharacterized. The annotation marks the transcript as partial. The record is from RefSeq and is a predicted model, not a curated record. Lineage: Eukaryota; Fungi; Ascomycota; Sordariomycetes; Glomerellales; Glomerellaceae. The transcript is spliced from 2 exons.